UGUACAACGUCAAGAGCAGGUACGGGUUGCCCAUCUUGAUGUAUUGGCUCUAGGAUACAUCCAGGGGGUUAAUCCUGUUGGGGGAAUUGACGUCAUGGUAUGAGGAGAGAGUUAUUGUAAAAGGAAGACACAUUUUAAAGUAAAGAGAACGUCAUUCUGUAGCCAGCAGCCUUGGGCGUUCUCAAAGGAUAGCCACAAGGGGCACUAUUGCAACAGAACAAUGACAGGCCACGCACUGCUCCAAGAAUUCAGGGCGUGUACCCGUAUUGUCCUGGCCAUCAUGCACCUCAGCAUCUGCUCUAGCGUUUGAUAGAUCUCUUGGUAUCAAUGUAGCCAACAGAUAUGAUAGCGCCCAAACCUUGCUGCACAACGUACAUCAAGAAUCUGACCAUAGACAACAGGAGACUACGUCAUCGAUGAAGAGUUGUGUCAAGACAUAUCUGAACGUCCCGGGGAGUUUCAGAAGAGGUUGAUACAUGUAGCAUUGCUGAAGCGCUAUAGAAGCUAACGGAAGCUUACUGCUUUCAUGAAAAUUCGCGACGUGAAUGUUGACGACUGGAAGCCGUGAGGAUGCUGGAUGGGACCACGACGCUGUUGCUGAUACUGGGGACACUCCUCAUACUGGUGCAAGACAGUUCUCAGGGUGAGAACGAACGACGUCUUCUACGUCACCUUUUUGAAGACACCAACUACAACAAUCUUGAACGUCCUGUAGCUAAUGAGACGCAUCCAGUCAACGUCAGCCUUGGUAUCAUAUUACAGCAAAUCAUUGACGUGGACGAGAAGAAUCAAAUUAUACAUACAAAUUUGUGGUUGCAACUGCUUUGGUACGAUGUCAACCUUGUCUGGAUUCCCGAGGACUUCGGUAAUGUCACUGCCGUUAGAGUCCCGACAAAGAAGAUAUGGCGGCCUGACAUCCUCAUGUAUAACAGCGCUGAUGAGAAGUUUGACGGCACAUUUCACACCAACAUCAUCAUAUCAUAUGACGGCAAGUGUUUGUGGGUUCCCCCGGGGAUGUUCAAGAGCACCUGUCAGAUCGACAUCACAUGGUUCCCCUUCGACGACCAAAAGUGUGACUUAAAGUUUGGGUCGUGGACUCAUGAUGGCCGUCUCCUCAACCUCGUCCCGGACAACGCCACCGGCGGUGAUAUCACCAGCUUCAUCAGGAACGGAGAGUGGGAACUAAUAGGUGUGCCUGUGCGGAGGAACAUCCUGGAAUAUGAAUGUUGCCCUGAAUUCUACAUCGACCUCACCUUCACCAUCCACAUGCGACGGCGCACCCUCUACUACGGCUUCAACAUCAUCAUACCCUGCGUCCUUAUCUCCUCCAUGUCUUUGCUUCUCUUCAUCCUUCCUCCAGAUGCGGGAGAGAAGAUCUCGCUAGGUGUGACGAUAUUGCUGUCGCUGAUGGUGUUUCUGCUGCUGGUGGCGGAGACGAUGCCGCCAACCUCAGACGCCCUGCCGUUGAUAGGUAUCUACUUCGCUUGUAUCAUGUUCAUGUGUUCCUUGUCGGUGCUGUUCACUGUCAUCGUGCUGAACCUCCACCACAGGUCCUCGGACAACCACAGCAUGCCUACAUGGAUCCGCAGUUUGAUCUGCGGCUGGCUUGCCUGGGUAUUGCGCAUGAGCAGACCUGGCCAAGACCCGUUGUCGUCCCGUCGUGUUGUGGCACAACGCACCCGGCUGUACGACGUCAAACUGGAGGAGAAAUCCAAGUCUCUGAUGGCCAAUGUUCUCGAAAUGGAUGAUGACAUUAGAAUGGUGCACAGCAACGGCCUGCCCAUCAAGGUGGACGACGCUGUUCAGUUAACCGGCGUCAGGCACGACAUUAUUUCCAUUCUGAAGGAGCUGAAGAAGAUCACCCUGAAGAUAAAGAAGGAUGAAGAAGAGACGGACAUCAAGAACGAAUGGAAGUUCGCUGCUAUGGUUAUCGACAGACUCUGCUUCAUCAUCUGUGUCAGUCUGACUGUAGGGUCCACGGCCGGAAUCCUGGGAUCUGCUCCUCACCUUCUUGCUUAAUAAGAAGCUUAGGCUCAACACGACCCAGCAAAUAUAACGUGUAGCUUCUUCAACGGAGAGUAUCACUCUCUUUUUUAAAUAAAAAAUAGGCUGGACUCAUCUAUUAUAUGUACUCUACCAUAUGAGAUAUUACAGACAGGAAUUAUGUCAAGGCAAGUGAGGUAAUCAGUUCCUGCGAGAUGACAAUCUUUCUCUGGAACUAGAUGGAGCUAAUACCUUCGACAGUGUUGAUUACAUGAGGUUAUAUGUGAUGUUUACACCUUACUGAUGAUACAGGUAGUGUUGCAUUAAGACAUUCUAUGAGCGCUUCGUUUGACAGCAUUGACUGCAAUACGUUUGUGUGCAGGGAUGUUCACUUUGAUAUGGAAUAUGUGUAAAGGUCGUCCCCUUUGAACAUGUGACCUUUUCUUUAAUGCUCCUGCGUAAACGAAAAAGAAAGAUUUUCAGGAAAUCGGAUGUCAUUAAACACAGAAGGAUACGUGACCACUGCAAAGGCACUCGAUCAACAACGAUAUACUUGAAGAAUAUCGAUUCACAAUUCAUGAGACCAAAGAUUUCUAGAUGAUUACAUUUGAUGCUUGUGGAACACUUAAAAACAGAUGCACUUUAUGUUGAUCUGUGAGCUGAUAUAGACAUGUUAAGCAUUCAUGGUGCACUUUUGUCAACUUAAUUGCUUAAUAUGUGAUGUGUGUAAAUAGUCUGCGGUUUAAUUAGCAUGAUUCAUGAAUAAUGAUAUGUAUUGUUGCAAGCACACACAGACAAAUAAUGAUA
This is a messenger RNA of Haliotis rubra (blacklip abalone), 2790 nucleotides long. Its product is annotated as acetylcholine receptor subunit alpha-type acr-16-like. The record is from RefSeq and is a predicted model, not a curated record. Bases 571 to 2019 code for a protein of 482 amino acids. Lineage: Eukaryota; Metazoa; Mollusca; Gastropoda; Lepetellida; Haliotidae. Gene Ontology annotation, biological process: signal transduction; chemical synaptic transmission; monoatomic ion transmembrane transport. Gene Ontology annotation, cellular component: postsynaptic membrane; synapse; neuron projection. Gene Ontology annotation, molecular function: transmembrane signaling receptor activity; acetylcholine-gated monoatomic cation-selective channel activity. The transcript is spliced from 10 exons.